Messenger RNA from Aphis gossypii (cotton aphid), 3311 nucleotides. Its product is annotated as pyruvate kinase. The transcript is spliced from 9 exons. Gene Ontology annotation, cellular component: cytoplasm. Gene Ontology annotation, molecular function: magnesium ion binding; potassium ion binding; pyruvate kinase activity. Gene Ontology annotation, biological process: glycolytic process. NCBI's taxonomy places the organism in Eukaryota, Metazoa, Arthropoda, Insecta, Hemiptera, Aphididae. Bases 400 to 1986 code for a protein of 528 amino acids. The record is from RefSeq and is a predicted model, not a curated record.
GAUUGGGCCAACCGGGUUAAUAAGAUAACUUAUCUGUGUUGUUCCCGUACGAAUCCCAUACCGAAAGUCAGGUGGGAAGUAGAAGACUAUUAUUAUAUACGGUAAAAGCCGGUCACGUUUACAAAAAUAUCGCUGGAAACAUCGAAAACGGAAAAACGUUACCACAUUCAGUCAGUCAGCGGUGGUCCGGUACACACGGUCGAUUUCUGUCGGGAUUACUUUUGGGAAGCACGACUGACAACGCUGAACGUCUCUGUCUCUUACGUGACCCAGACGAUCGAAAACGUUUUCUUAAAUCAUAAAUAAUAUCUACGUACUUUAUUAUUUCCUAUUGCCGGUGUAUCUGUGUGUGUGUUAAGUUCCGUAUCCAGUCUAACGUGCUUAAUAAUCGAAACCAAAAUGCCUAACUCACAAUUAGUACAUGAUAAUACUACUACUCACUUGGAUUAUAUGAGCUCUUUGGAUAUUGAUGUCGAAGCUCAAUUUGUCCGUUUGUCUGGUAUCAUUUGUACUAUUGGACCUGCUUCGGUUGCUGUUGAAACACUUGAGGAGAUGAUUGACUCUGGCAUGAAUGUUGGUCGCUUGAACUUCUCUCAUGGUUCUCAUGAAUACCAUGCAAACACAAUUAAAAACUUAAGACAAGCAGCUGAAAAUUAUGGCAAGAAAAUUGGUGUUUACAGCCCAUUAGCUAUUGCUCUAGAUACCAAGGGACCUGAAAUAAGAACUGGCUUGUUAGAAGGCGGUGGAUCAGCUGAAGUUGAACUGAAAAAAGGUGAACAAAUCAGUUUAUCAACAGAUAAGGCAUUUGAAAAUAGCGGUAAUGCCACUAAAGUGUAUGUUGACUAUCCCAACAUAACCAAAGUGGUAAAACCAGGCAACCGAGUAUAUGUUGAUGAUGGUCUUAUUUCUUUGAUUGUUAAAGAAAUUGGCAGCAAUUCUAUUGUGUGCACUAUUGAAAAUGGUGGUUCAUUAGGAAGUCGUAAAGGUGUUAACUUACCUGGUGUUCCGGUCGAUCUCCCAGCUGUAUCCGAAAAGGAUAAGAGUGAUUUAAAAUUUGGUGUUGAUCAAGGUGUUGAUAUGAUUUUUGCAUCGUUCAUCAGAGAAGCUGCUGCUAUUAAAGAAAUUAGAGAGAUAUUAGGUGAAAAAGGUAAAAACAUAUUGAUUAUUUCAAAAAUUGAAAACCACCAAGGCAUGAAAAACUUACAAGAAAUCAUUGAAGCUUCUGAUGGUAUCAUGGUUGCCCGUGGUGAUUUGGGAAUUGAAAUCCCCCCAGAAAAGGUCUUUUUGGCUCAAAAAGCUAUGAUUGCUCGUUGUAAUAAGGCUGGCAAACCAGCUAUUUGUGCAACUCAAAUGUUAGAGUCUAUGAUUAAGAAACCUCGUGCUACUCGAGCAGAGUCUUCUGAUGUGGCAAAUGCCAUCCUCGAUGGAGCCGAUUGCGUUAUGUUAUCUGGAGAAACAGCCAAAGGAGAGUACCCAUUAGAGUGUGUACGUACUAUGGCUACCAUCUGUAAAGAAGCAGAGACAGCCGUCUGGCAGAGACAAUUAUUUGCUGACUUAUCGUCUGCUGUCAAUUUGCCUUUGGAUGCUUCACACACAACUGCUAUUGCUGCUGUAGAUGCAGCUAAUAAAAGUAAAGCUGCUGCCAUUGUUGUUCUUACAACUUCUGGCCAUUCUGCACAUCUCAUUUCUAAAUAUCGCCCACGUAGUCCAAUCAUAGCUCUGACCAGAAAUGCCCAAGUUGCCCGCCAGUGUCAUAUUUAUCGUGGUAUUCUACCUUUAUUCUAUAAUGAACAACCAUUAAGCGACUGGUUGAAAGAUGUGGACAUCCGUGUAGUGCAUGCCAUUAAGUUUGGCAAAUCCCGCGGAUUCAUCAAGUCAGGAGAUCCAGUAGUAGUCGUCACUGGAUGGAAGAAAGGUUCUGGAUAUACCAACACUUUACGCAUUGUGUAUGUACCUGAACAAGAAGAUUUUUGUCUUAUGUCUUAAUCACUUAUAUAUAAUCAACAAAUACAAUGGGCACUAGGUUUUAAUAUUUAAUGAGAUUAUUAGACUAAACUAUAAAAUCUAAACUAGAUAAAACAAAUGUAUUCCAUGAUUAUUUAUCAGUUAUAACAUUAUGUUAAUAAGUUCCGUUGUUUAUGUUGUAUCCUUCACAGAGAGGAUUUUAAUUUUACUACAUUUCCUGGUUUUAUUGCAGUUAAAUAACGCUUGAAAGGUAUACUAAGCUUGUGUUUUUCUUUAAUUAUGAAUGCAUCAAAUAAUUUUGUGGAUGGUUAUUUUAAAAUUAAAAUACAUAAAAUGAAACUAAAUAUAAAUUUCUAUCAUAUAGUGUUUUUGUUUUUAAAUAUUAAUUAUAAUAUUGCUUACUUUUUUUUUUUUAUUCAGCAGUUAUUUAUUGAAACUUGGUACUUCUAUUUUCAAUGCCUACUCAUGAUUUAUAUAAAAUAUGUUCAAUCACUUGACAUACAUAAAUCAUAUUAUGAUAUUAUUAUGCUUUUUUAUUACCUAUUAAAAUUAAUUAAUUAUAUAUUUGCUUUUGGCUGAUGUUCGUUUACGAAAUGCUAUGGUCUCCUAAAUAGAUAGUAUACAAAAAUGUACUUUUAUGCGUUAUUAUUACCACCUAAUGCUUUUGUACUUAACUUUUUUGUGCUUAUAAGUUAUAAUGAACUGUUUUAUAGGUACAUAGGUCCUUUAAAUCAACGUUAGAUUUUAUAUCUGAGUACAAAUGCAUAAUAUUAUAUUAAACCUGUCCAAAAAAUUAUCAAUUGAUUAUGAUAAACUUAUUAUUUGCCUUAAGUAAUUUUACAGGUAUAUGGUAUGUAUUGAAUAUCAGCUUAUAAAACAUGUGAUCUCUUGGUUAUUGAGUAAGAAUACUUUUUAGUGAACCAUUUUGCAGUGUGAAUUAAACAUUAUGCUAACUUUAAACCCUACUUAAUAUAGUACAUUUUAACAUACAAACCAUGUAUUAUUAUUUAAAAACAUUUUGUUUAUUUUCUUUUAUAAUACCCUUGUAGACAAUUAUAUUCCUUUUAGACGAUAGUAUUACAAUAAAGCUUUUUGCAUUAAAUAAUAUUGUAGCUUAUACUUGGCUAUACUUUUAAAUAUUACCUAUACUAAAGCUUUGGAAUUUAAAAAUAACUAAUAUUAAUUAAGGAAGUAUUGUAAUAUAAAGGAAUCAUUCAUAUAUAUGUUAUAAUUUAGUGACGUUAAGUACUUAUUGUUUUUUUGUUUUCAGUAACGUGGAAUGAGGUUCUCCAAAAUUGGCUAAUUUACCACAAUAAAAAAAAAAAAUUUAAAAACCGUUUUUUAAA